This is a messenger RNA of Schistosoma haematobium, 1682 nucleotides long. It is a transcript of the gene NRV2, whose product is annotated as Sodium/potassium-transporting ATPase subunit beta-2. Gene Ontology annotation, molecular function: ATPase activator activity. The transcript is spliced from 6 exons. Gene Ontology annotation, biological process: sodium ion export across plasma membrane; intracellular potassium ion homeostasis; potassium ion import across plasma membrane. Bases 49 to 930 code for a protein of 293 amino acids. Gene Ontology annotation, cellular component: sodium:potassium-exchanging ATPase complex. NCBI's taxonomy places the organism in Eukaryota, Metazoa, Platyhelminthes, Trematoda, Strigeidida, Schistosomatidae. The record is from RefSeq and is a predicted model, not a curated record.
GCCAUUUCAAGGUCUUCACAGUAGCGCAUCAAAUAAAAGGUUUUGGAAAUGUCAAUGCAGGAAUUCUCGGAUAAUUUAUCCACUUUGUCGUACAUGUCUCGACGUCGCAUUCCAACGUGGGUAUAUGAUCCUAAGAACAGAACUCUUUUCGGCCGCACAUGCUGCAGCUGGACUCUCUGUAUUUUGUUCUACUUGAUAUAUUAUGCUUGCCUGGCAACAUUCUUCACCUGUUUAUUGUGGUUGGUAUUGUAUUGCAACGCCCCAGAGAACCAGCCGGCUAGAACUGGAGCUCAAAGUUUACUAGAUUUCAAGCCAGGCCUUGGUUUCCGUCCACUAUUAAAUGUUCAAAAAUCUCUCAUCCAUUAUUCUUCUGGCGAUUCCCAAACCUAUCUACCAUACACUCAGAACAUAGACGCGUAUUUAGAUACGUAUAACCAGGUUAACGCGAAGCCCGAUAGUCAAUUUGCCAGUUGUAAAGGCAAGGAAGGAGAAACAAAAGAUGUGGAUAAAGUUUGCAAAUUCCCUCUUGAGAGUUUGGGACCUUGUAACACUUCAAAUAAUUAUGGUUACGAUAGUGGAACACCUUGCGUUCUUCUUAAAGUAAAUAAGGUGUUUGGAUGGAUGCCGUCUAUUGAAAAACCAUCUCAAUCAAAUGAUAUCUUGGUUAGUUGUUCUGGACAAAAUUCUGCAGACGAGGAAAAUAUUGGUCCAUUGACUUAUUAUCCUUCUAAAUCUGUUGGUGGAAAACGAUAUGGGGUAUUCAGUAGUGCUUAUUAUCCAUAUCUUGGGCAAGCGGGUUAUCUUGGCCCAUUAGUUGCUGUGGAAUUUAAAGCACCUAAAAAAAGCGUCGCUAUUUUGGUUAAAUGUGCAAUUUCCAAUGUUCAAAAUGCCAAUAAAGAUGAACUGAAUUUUGAAAUAAUGGUUGAUUAGAAACUGUCACUGACAAUGAUAUCAAUAAUUAGUCUCUAUAUAGUUACAGAAAUGGACAACCCUAAUCACAUCCCAUGAUCCUGUUCUUAAGUUGUUAGUCAUUUAGCUACUGAACAACAUUUAAGUAGUUUAACAUUGAAGAAUCAAUGGUUGGUUCCGACACCAAAUGCAUUGGUUAAAACAAGAUUAAAUUGAAGAAUUGAUAAUAAAAUACACUGAAAAGCCUCCUCAGUUCGACUUUCAGUGUAUUUUAUCAUCAAUUCUUCAAUUUAAUCUUGUUUUAACCAAUCCAUUUGGUGUCGGAACCAACCAUUGAUUCUUCAAUGUUAAACUACUUAAAUGUUGUUCAGUAGCUAAAUGACUAACAACUUAAAAACAUGAUCAUGGGAGGUGAUUAGGAUUGUCCAUUUCUAUAACUAUAUAACUACUUAUACUUAAUGACUAUAGAAUAUUGUUAACAUGAAACUUUUUGUUUUUGGGAAGUUAAUUUUCGGUUCAAUCGAACAAUAGAAAUACAUUAUGAAAGUUAAAUAAAAAUUUGCUCUUAUAUUUUGUAGUUAAAAAACUCGAUACAGAAACAUUAGAUUUGUAUCUAUUUAGAAUAAUUUAUCUUAAUUGUUUUGAAAAAGAACUAAAUAACUUUUAUUGUUUCCAUAUUUGAAUCUAAUUUAAUUGAUGUUGUCUAAAUCAUUUCUAUGUAAUUUAUUAUUACCAUUAUUAUUCUAUUAAUAAAGAUAAAUUUAGAUAGAAAA